Molecule: messenger RNA, 1110 nt
Organism: Dictyostelium purpureum
Lineage: Eukaryota; Evosea; Eumycetozoa; Dictyosteliales; Dictyosteliaceae
Exons: 2
Coding region: 1-1110 (369 amino acids)
Source: RefSeq, a predicted model, not a curated record
AUGGUAGUUGGGUCUAUUGAAAGAGGAAAUUAUAUUGAUAAAUAUGGAUGGUGCAGAUUGUUGUCAAACAACAUUGAAACUAUUCUUGAGUAUUCUAAAAAAAUAGUGGAGUUAGGUGCUGGAUCAGGAUAUAUUAGAUGGUUAUUAAAAGAAAAAGAUAGCAAUACCACUAUCGAUUCAUAUGACAUUAAAUCAAACGAUACCUCAAAUACAUUUCAAAGCGAUUGGAAUCAACAAAUAUGGGAAAAGGAAGUUCUAGUUGGUGAUCACUCAGUAUUGGAUAAUUAUGACCAGUCAUUCGAUUUACUUUUAAUAUGGCCACCACCCAAUAACGAUUUAGCAAUUAACUCAAUACAUAAAUUUAAAGGAAAUAAAUUAAUUUACAUAGGUGAACCUAGAAACGGAAUGUGCGCAACAUCAUCAUUUUUUGACGAAUUAAACAAAAAUUGGACCUUGGUUCAUAGGGAACCUGUAAACUCAUUCGAUAAUUUCAAAGACAAUUUAUUCAUUUUUAAAAGGUUACCAUGCGACAGUGAAUCCAAUGUCAACGAAGAAAGAGUAUUGAUAAAUGAACUAACUAAAGAAGAAAACUGCGAAAGAUCAAUUAAAUUAAAUUUAGAUGAUAUUGACACAUUAUUACAAAGUAAAGAUAUUGAGGAGGUAUAUGAAGCAAAUGAAAAACUAGUAUCAUGUUUUAAAGAUUUAUUUUCAAUGGUAUCGUUAUCAGCAACAGUUAGAGAUGAAUUAAAUACAUUGCUUAAACAAAGAUCAAAGAAACUAGAUAAAGCAAUGAUGAAUAAGAUUGGUUUCGAUGAGGACCCGUUUUCAACUGAAGGUUGCUUAGAUUUAAAUCGACCACAUCAGUUUCUACCAGAUAACUGUGUUUUAUGUAGCCACACUAGAUCUCUCACAUCGAAUCCAAAUAAUAUUUUCAAAGCAUUCAACAGAUAUGGCAAAAUUAUAGUCAAAUGUAAUCAUUGUAAUAUAGAAAAUAUCGAUAUUGGUAAAUGGGUUUGUUCAAAUUUAAAUUGUUACAAUAAUGGUAAUAAUAUACCCCUUUCAAAAGAAUCAAAAUAUAAAUGUAUAAAUAACCACCACAAUAAAAAUUAA